Molecule: messenger RNA, 4357 nt
Organism: Neolamprologus brichardi
Lineage: Eukaryota; Metazoa; Chordata; Actinopteri; Cichliformes; Cichlidae
Source: RefSeq, a predicted model, not a curated record
UCAGACACUUGACAUGCGCGGAGAGAGUAAUGAUACAAGUUCUUGAGCAGACCAGACUCAUAUCUAUCGAGAGGUGGCAAAGACCAAACAUCUGCCGCUGGGAUUAAACACACUAUGGAAUCAUGAUAUCAGCAGAAGAUGGAGACGAGUUAGAUGAGGCUGCUCAGAGCUAUGCCACCACCUGGAGCUGGACCCGUCAAACCAUGAAUUUCGUGGGCCAGUUGGCGGGCCAGGUGUUUGUCCAGGUCAAAGAGCUGUACCGAGGCCUCAAUCCCGCCACCCUCUCUGGCUGCAUCGACGUCAUUGUUGUGAGACAGCCCGAUGGCUCCCUGCAGUGCUCGCCAUUCCACGUGCGCUUUGGCAAGCUGGGGGUCCUACGGUCCCGGGAGAAAGUGGUGGACAUGGAAAUCAACGGAGAACCAGUAGAUCUCCACAUGAAGCUCGGGGAGAACGGCGAGGCGUUUUUUGUGCAAGAAACAGAAAAUGAUCAGGAAGUGGUUCCCUCCUACCUGGCCACCUCUCCUAUCCUAUCGGAUGGACCCGUUUUGAUGGGGAAGAUCUCCGGGACACCCAUACAGAAUCUGUGCUCCGGGGCAAGCAAUGGCGAGAACAGUAACGUGAUGAUGAAGAAAAGGAGGAAGAGGAGGAGGAAGGCUCGGGCGGACAGCCUGAGGAGAGAGGAAAGUGGAGACUACUCUGCGGACGAAGAUAUGUUCCCCAUAGACAUCAGCUCGGAUGAAGUGGCAGAAAUGGAGAGCAACAGGUCUCGGGAUGUGUCUAGAGAGGAGAACACGGUUGGUUCGACCAACAGUUCUUUCAAACAGGCUGGCAUGUACACUCGUUCAGAUGGGGAGUGGAGUCCCAUUCAGAGUCCUGGAAACUCUCGCCCCACAUCUCCCAAGAGUGAUUCUGAGCUAAUUGGCAAACCGUCAAACACAGACAAUCAGAAUCCAGAAAUGCACUGGGCGUGGGGAGAGCUGCCUCAGGCCGCCAUGCCAUCUGUCCUUUCACUGAAGUCCAGCCCUCCACCAGUUUGCCCCGUAUCUAUCCCGGUGUCUGAAAGCACGCACUUCCGUGUGAUUACGCCUGAGGUGUCUUCGGAACAGUGCGGACCCUGCUCGGAAAUACAAGCACUGCGACUGCUGAUGCCGACAGAGACGAUGCACACAGAGGAAAUGGUCGUCGCAGAUGGGCCGGAUGCAGAAUCCAUUGGGAUGGAGUCUCAAACGGUAACUUCGGAGAUGCAAGUUACAACAGUGGGAGGCGUGGCAGCUCGUAUGGUGGCCGACAUGGAGGACACUUCACCUCGUCCACAAGGCAAAGCGGACUCUCCGUCAAAGAAAAAAGAUAAAAGGAGUCGCCAUCUUGGUUCUGAUGGGAUUUAUCUGGACGACAUCACUGAGCUUGAACCGGAAGUGGCAGCCCUUUAUUUUCCUAAGAGUGACACCGGUGCAACAGUGAGGAGCAUCUCAGAUCUGGGCCUCCACAGCACCAGUCAGUCUCCUCAGUCUGUAAGCUCUGGAGGAGACAGUGGAGUAGACAGUUACUGCGAUCCCAUGUCUGACCUGCCAUCGAUUGCCAUCUCUUUGUGUGGGGGGCUCAAUGACAACAGGGAGAUCACGAAAGAGCAAUUUUAUAAGAAGACCGUGUCCUAUCAGCAGUUCACAGAGAACCCCUCUAUCAUCGACGACCCCAACUUAGUGGUGAAAAUUGGCUCAAAGUACUAUAAUUGGAACACUGCAGCUCCGCUUGUGCUGGCUAUGCAAGCCUUUCAGAAGCCUCUGCCAAAGGCUGCAGUGGAGAACAUUAUGAAGGAGAAGAUGCCCAAGAAAGGAGGAAGGUGGUGGUUCUCCUGGAGAAGCAGAAACAGCAGUGCCAAAUCGGAUUCAGCCUCUGAGCGUGGGGCCUGUUGCACUGCUGAGCAGGUUGGGAAUAUGACAAGCAGACUGAAAGAAGAGUCAUCCUCUAGUGAUGAGGACCACCGGGAAGCCAAGCAGAACUCUUCCCCCAUACAGACAGAGCCGGUACUCACAACGGGAGGCGUGUCUUAUAAGAAAACUCUCCGACUCACAUCAGAGCAGCUGCUGUCUCUUCAGUUGCAAGACGGGCCUAACGAUGUCGUGUUCAGCGUCACCACUCAGUACCAGGGAACCUGUCGCUGUCAAGGCACCAUCUACCUCUGGAACUGGGAUGACAAGAUAAUUAUCUCCGACAUAGAUGGAACCAUUACCAGGUGCGUGUGUCUUGUUUUUGUUUUUAUUUGUUUUUUUUAAUGCAUAAUGAAGUUUAGUUUGGACGGCAAAUCUACUAGAAGUGGCUCCAGUAUUAGGUUCAUCUGCAUGCUGUACAACUCUGUGCACAGCAGGGUUCAAAAUGGCUACAAGUUCUUGUACUGCUCAGCCCGAGCGAUCGGCAUGGCUGACAUGACUAGAGGUUACCUCAACUGGGUCAACGAGAGAGGCACUAUGCUUCCUAUGGGCCCCGUCCUCUUGAGCCCGAGCAGCCUCUUUUCAGCUCUGCACAGGGAGGUGAUAGAGAAGAAGCCGGAGAAGUUCAAGGUAGAGUGUCUCACUGAUAUCAAGAACCUCUUCUACCCCAACAAGCAGCCGUUCUACGCAGCAUUCGGCAACAGACCGACGGAUGUAUACUCAUACAAAGAAGUUGGGGUGUCACUAAACAGGAUUUUUACAGUGAACCCCAAAGGGGAGCUGGUGCAGGAGCACGCCAAGACCAACAUCUCAUCCUACGUACGUUUGUGUGAGGUCGUUGACCACGUGUUUCCGCUGAAGGCCCGAGCGUCCUCCUCUGACUUCCCCUGCUCGGACACCUACAGCCACUUCACCUACUGGAGGGAGCAGUUCCCCCUGGUGGAGAGUCAGGAAACUACACCUCAACAGACCGCCAGCUCCAGCAGCUGACCGACUACCUCUGGCCUUUGGAGCAAGGACUGAAUGAUGGUGUGCUUGAGAUGUAGCAGAGGGUUGGAGAAUGAUGUGUGCGAGUGUAUAAUUGUUGAGUUUUUGUUUUGUUUUUUCAACAGAAGAUGGAGCACUUUAUAAGUGGACAGCGGAGAGUAAAACUAGUAAACGAGUAAAGCAAUCUGCUGUGAAUAGUCUUAAUGCACAAGAUGGAUAUAAGCGCACUUUUAUUAAAAGAUGGACUUUGGGGUCAUCUGACUAAACGUAUGUAUGUGUAGUGAGGAAUAAAAUAUUAGUAUUUUAUUCAGGCAGCUUAGUAUGGAUACUAUUUUAUAGGGAGUGUUGACAAUAUUUCAGUAGCUAGACUACAAUCUAUGACCUAGACAGUUCUUUAACACACACUAUAGCUGAAUUAUGGCCUCUGUUUAUCAUAACGAGAGAGCAGGUUACUUAAAUUUGUGCCAAAUAGUCAACGUGGAAUUUAUUUUCUUACUGUGAUCAUCUGCUCUGCAGGGCCAGAAGUGGUGUAAACAUUUCCACAUACAUACAUGGCUUAAAUUAAAACAGUAUAGUUAAACCAGCAUCUUCAGUUGAAUUCUACAUUUGGCGUUAUUUCUGCGUUUAUUUAUAUAUUUAUUUAACCGAUGCCAUUUUUUGUCCUCUUUAGUGGACACACAGCGUUCAAUCAGCAUGGAAGUGCAGCUCUCCACAUGCAUUUGUACUAUGUAGCAACACAUACGUGAGGCGACCGAGCCAGUGAGUGUCAGGACAGAAAAGCACAACACUUUAAAGCAUCGUCUUCCUUAUUUGCGAGAGGGACUGGUGAAAUAUUUGUUUAUCUAUUCAGAGUCUGCACGUGUUGUGGUGAGAAUGUGAUUUCAGUUUGUGAGGUGCAGUUUUUAGCCUUUCUGUUAUAGUUCAUCUAGUCUACGUUACUGUAUAAGAUGCAGACUGUGUAAGAUGUAGCGUACACUUCUGCUACUGCUAGCAGCUAAGAGAGGUCAUUGUAUUUUAAGAAAAAAAGGGUCUUUAUAUCAUAUAAUGCGGUCAUAUGAAUGUGUAAACAGGGACUGAGUUACUUAACAAAUAAAAUUGGCAGAGUAUUAUCAGCCUGUAGUAUAGUUUCUAAGAGAUGGUGUGUGUGUGUGUGUGUGUGUGUGUGUGUACAUAAUGCUUUAACAAUGCUAUUAUUCUUUCAAUGAAAGAGCUAAAGUAGCAUGAAAUUUUAUUUUUGCCUUAGCUGUGAACGUGAUCUGCAUUUUGCUCUCUUUUGAACAGUUGCUUGUUAAACUGGUGCAGUCGGACUCAUAAAUGACAUUGGGGUAAACACUUUAUGUGUGAAUAGAAACAAUAAAGACUCCUCUGCUUGCCUAACUCAUGAGAUGAUCAUUGUUCGGCAACAAAAAAAUACAUAAAUAAAAUGAAAAUUUUCACCUUCA